CGCUCAUGAGUUCUUCUUCAACUCUAACCACAUCACUUACACACAUUUGAAGGGAGGUGCGGCGGGAGGAUAACCUUAUUCCGCCAUAUCAUUAUUUGACACAAACCAUCUGGGCUAUUCCGAUACCUCGGGGUUUAAUGAUAAGGUCUCGAUUGUUCUGUUUUUAAACUUGCCCAGGGCGCUGUAGUCUCAUCUUUGUUAUCAUUAGAGUGCUGUUUGUAAGUUCUCAACAUGUGUUCACUAUCAUCUCAUGUCCGGAGACCACUUUGUGGGAAAGAACAAUCAGCAAAGGAGGUCCUUCCCAUGCUGUCAAAACUGCGACACGUACCUUCCAGAAACGACAGGAUUCUUUCACUAGGGUUUUUAUAGCACAGUUCUUUGAAUUCCUUUUGGCUAAUGCCCAGCUCAGGAAUCCUCCCAUGGACACCGUAAACGUGAACCAGCAAACAUCCUCCACCCACUUGGCCAUUCACUCAAAAUGGGAGGCGUCGCAUCGGAUAUAGAGAUGGCAGACGCCUGCGCUCCAUCCUCGUCCUCGUCCUCAUCAUCUGGCCUCUCCCCUCCGCCCACGUACAGCCCAGACUACGAGGGACUCUCUCAGAAAGCCGAGACAGAUUCUUCCAAAGAGACUGUCAAAGAGACUGUCGACUCACUCAACGUGCGGGACGACCCGGAAUCUGAAGCUAUCAACCCACAACUUCCCGGCACAGAUCUGCCCAACAUGGCGCGACGUUCGGCGCGCAACUCGAACAAGCCCAAGUCAGCGAGUGCUUCCCCGCCGAAAGUCGCUAAGAGAAAGCAGCCCACCAGAGUGGUGUCCAAGAAGGGGCCAAAAUGGACGACGCAGAAGCUCUUGACGGACCCCAAGUCGCCGCUUGCCAGCGCGAAUCUGAGAGCGAUACUCUGCCAGCCAGCGGCAUGGGACAUACUCACCAACGAGGAGCGUGCUGAGAUUGUCAACCUCUUUCCAGCCGACACACAUAUUCUCGACGCCGGCACCGACGAAGCCCGCCCGGACUUUGACGCACUUCGCAACAACAACAACUUCCGCCACGAUUGUGCCACAUACGCCGACAACAUCUCCCAGGGCAGGCACGACCCUGAGUGGCUCGAGCAGGCGUGGGGCGCGCGCGAGCGGCGGCGGGCGGGCGACUUUGACGACUAUGUCACGCAGAAGUUCGAGGAUGAGUGGUCGUGCAAGCUGCCAGAGGGCUUUAAGCCGAACAGAAGUGGCGACGUACCAGGCCUCGCUGCGCCUGCGGAAGCUGGAAAGGUCCAUGUCGAGCAGAGGGAGGAAAACACUAACCAGACAAAGGGAGAUAUCAUCGACAAGGUCCAGGUGGAGGGAGAAGCCAUCAAACAGGUGAAGGAGACGAAGGCUGCGGACACGUCGGGUGACGCUAAUACGGCAGAGGAGACCGAUUCCAGAGAAGCACCGGGUGUCGCACUUGGGUCCCCUCUUCCUGAAGACAUCUCAUCAGCAAAGAUUGGCAAAGCUACUACCGAGAUCUCCCCUGAAGAGCAGGUGCCAGAAUCCUCGCAGGUGCCGCUUGGGGGCGAUUCUCCUGACGAUUCAUCCCCAAAGGCCCAUCACCAAAACUCAAACAAACAGACAGAGACGCAAAAGGGAAAGAAACGGGUAACUACGGAAGGAAACUAACAAAGGCUUAUCCGAGGGAAGCAUCCUCGUGCUGGCAAGGCUCAAGAGGGUGUGAAGGUGCCAGAGCAUCAAGGCUGAGAGCUACCGAGGGAGAUACAUUCAAAUCCAUUUGUCCAUAUGCAGCAUCACGAAUCAUGAUUCAUGAGAAGGAAUGGAAUUCGGGCAGGUAGGAGAUACCUAUUUGUUGGGCGGCACGACAUCUUCUGGUUUGUCGCCCGGAGGCGGGCUUUCUUUGGUAGAGCCUAAUAGCAAUAGGAUCUAGCAAUAUGAUCCAAGCCACUACAAAUCACUUUUUCGUUAAAAAGCU
Colletotrichum acutatum is the source of this 1967-nucleotide messenger RNA. RefSeq names its product ASXH domain-containing protein. Bases 479 to 1660 code for a protein of 393 amino acids. The transcript has 2 exons. The record is from RefSeq and is a predicted model, not a curated record. NCBI's taxonomy places the organism in Eukaryota, Fungi, Ascomycota, Sordariomycetes, Glomerellales, Glomerellaceae.